This is a messenger RNA of Lepus europaeus (European hare), 2660 nucleotides long. RefSeq names its product acyl-coenzyme A thioesterase 1. The transcript has 3 exons. The record is from RefSeq and is a predicted model, not a curated record. The coding region runs from base 36 to 1280 and encodes 414 amino acids. Lineage: Eukaryota; Metazoa; Chordata; Mammalia; Lagomorpha; Leporidae. Gene Ontology annotation, biological process: acyl-CoA metabolic process; fatty acid metabolic process. Gene Ontology annotation, molecular function: fatty acyl-CoA hydrolase activity.
CUAAGCAGAGACGCCUCUUCACUGCCCUGGUCGGGAUGGCGGCGACGGUGAGCGUGGAGCCCGCGGGCCCCAGCUGCUGGGACGAGCCGCUGCGCAUCGCCGUGCGCGGCCUGGCCCCCGAGCAGCCCGUCACGCUGCGCGCGUCCCUGCGCGACGAGAAGGGCGCGCUCUUCCGGGCCCACGCGCGCUACUGCGCCGACGCCGGCGGCGAGCUGGACCUGGCGCGCGCGCCCGCGCUGGGCGGCAGCUUCGCGGGGCUCGAGCCCAUGGGGCUCCUCUGGGCCCUGCAGCCCGACAGGCCCUUCUGGCGUCUGACGAAGCGGGACGUGCGGACGCCGCUGGCCGUGGAGCUGGAGGUGCUGGACGGCCACGGCCCGGAGCCCGGGCAGCUCCUGGCCCGCGCGCUGCUGGAGCGCCGCUUCCUGCCGCCGGGGGUGCGGCGCCAGCCGGUGCGCGCGGGCCGGGUGCGCGCCUCGCUCUUCCUGCCGCCAGGCCCCGGGCCUUUUCCUGGCAUUGUGGACAUGUUUGGAGUUGGAGGUGGCCUGCUGGAGUAUCGAGCCAGCCUGCUGGCUGGGAAGGGCUUUGCUGUCAUGGCUCUGGCUUAUUACAACUAUGACGACCUCCCCAAGAGCAUGGAUACCCUCCACCUGGAGUACUUUGAAGAGGCCGUGAACUACCUGCUCAGCCGCCCCGAGGUAAAAGGCCCAGGAAUUGGGCUGCUUGGACAUUCCAAAGGGGGUGAACUUGGCCUCACCAUGGCCUCCUUCCUGAAGGGCAUCACAGCUGCCGUCAUAAUCAACGGUUCCAUAGCUAAUGUUGGGGCGACCUUACACUACAAGGAUGUGACCCUGCCCCCUAUAGGGACCAACAGAAGUCGAAUCAAGAUGACCAAAGAAGGCUUUGCAGACAUUGUGGACGCCCUGAACAGCCCUUUGGAAGGGCCUGACCAGAAGAGCCUAAUUCCUGUGGAGAGGUCUGAGUGCACCUUCCUGUUCCUUGUAGGUCAGGAUGACCACAACUGGAAGAGUGAGUUCUACGCCAAUGAGGCCUCUAAACGCCUCCAGGCCCAGGGGAAGGCAAAGCCCCAGAUCAUCUGUUACCCAGAGGCAGGGCACUACAUCGAGCCCCCGUACUUCCCCCUGUGCCGGGCUUCCCUGCACGCCUUGGUGGGCAGUCCUGUGUUCUGGGGAGGGGAGCCCAGGGCUCAUGCUGUGGCCCAGGUGGAUGCUUGGAAGCAACUCCAGACUUUCUUCCACAAGCACUUGGGUGGUGAGAGUUAGAGGGGCUCUCUGGAAAAUAUAGCCCAUUAUUUGAAGGUUUAGAGGGUGAGAUUAUAUACAUAUUCCAGGAACUUGAAUUUUGAUCAGUUCAUUGGAACACAUUGUCAUAAGCUUUCUAGAUUUUUAUACCUUUCUCUUUAAAUUUUUAAUGUUAAACAUUGCUUUGCUUCCAUUGAAAAAAAUCUCUUGUCAGGAAUGAAUAAAGAGCCAUAAAUAAAUAUACUUUCUAAAAAGUAAAGAUAGGGAGACUGGCACAGUGGGUAAAGCUGCUACCUGUGAUGCUAACAUGCCAUAUGGCUGCUCCACUUCCAAAUCAGCUCCCUGCUAAUGCUCCAGGAAAAGCAGCAGAAAAUGGCCCUUGUGUUUGGGCCUCUUCCACCCUCGUGGGAGACCUGGAAGAAUCUCCUGGCUCCUGGCUUUGGCCUGGCCCAGCUCAGGCUGUUGCAGCCAUGUAGGGAGUGAACCAGCAGAUGGAAGACCUCUCUCUGUGUGUCCUUCCAUCUUUCUCUCUGUCUCUCUCCAACUCUUUCAAAUAAAAUAAUAAUAAAAAAAUUAAAGGUAGGAAUAUCACAGAGGUGAAUGCUUUGUUAUCAAUGCUUGGACAAGUGUUACAACCAUCACUCCUCACCCCAGAGGAAACCUCUGAGAUGGUCUGAUAUGUAUUCUUUCAGUUGUUAAGCUUAGUAUAUAUGUAUGUGUCAAUAAAACAUGCUUUUUGUUACAUAAACAUUUUUAUGGGAAUAUUGAUUUUACAAAAUAAACAGAUGGUUGGGAAAGAAUACCUUUUAUCUGAGACAUACUCUAUGUCACAGCAACACAUAGAACUGAGCAGGGUUUUAAUCCAGGACAGAAGAGAGGAACUAGGAGGAUAAACAGUGCUUCUGGGAUACCCAUGUUAUUCCAACUGCUUAAUCCUCACAACCAUCCUGUGAGGCAAGUGAAAAAAUGUGUACAAGCAAAGGCUCUUGUCUGCAACAUUUUAAAGGAAAAUUAGUCCACCAGAGUCAGUGAUUGCUAUUAACAGUCACUCCUCUAGCCAAAGGUAGAAUAGAAAGUCAAAGUCAAUGUAAAACCUCUAUCUCAGGGCUGCUGCAGUGCUGGCAUCCCAUAUGGUUGCCAGUUCGAGUUCUGGCUGCUCCACUUCCAAUCCAGCUCUCUGCUAUGGCCUGGGAAAGCAGUAGAAGAUGGCCCAAGUCCUUGGUUCCCUGUAUCCACAUGGGAGACCCAGCAGAAUCUUCUGGCUCCUGACUUUAGACUGGUCCUGCUCCAGCUAUUGCAGGCAUUUGGGGAGUGAACCAGCAAAUGGAAGACCUCUCUUUCUUCUCUGUCUCUCCCUCUCUCUGUCUGUAACUUUGCUUCUCGAAUAAAUAAAUAAAUUUA